Pelodiscus sinensis (Chinese soft-shelled turtle) is the source of this 2214-nucleotide messenger RNA. RefSeq names its product peripheral myelin protein 22 (gene PMP22). NCBI's taxonomy places the organism in Eukaryota, Metazoa, Chordata, Testudines, Trionychidae. Gene Ontology annotation, cellular component: plasma membrane. The record is from RefSeq and is a predicted model, not a curated record.
GCUGUCUCUUUAAAUGCUAGAGGCUGUGCGCUCUCAGGCCACCGUGACAGAUCUGGGCGUUGGGCUGGGGGAUGAAUAAACAGUGAAUGCACCAGAUCGCUGGUUUCAGAGAAGGGCUCCGAUCCGCCAGGAUCCCCCUUUAGCUCGCCCCGCGCCACGGGUGGCCUUUAGCGUCCUCGCUGCCUGGCAUCCCGCCCCUGGAGGGACUUUAAUGCACGUUGCGCUGGUUUCCUAGGAGCUGCCGGUGCCAGGAAGGGCUGCCCGCUUUGGAGUGCGAUCGUUCCAAGACUUCAGCCAAAAUGCUGCUCUUGUUGCUGGGGAUCAUUGUGCUCCAUGUGGCGGUUUUGGUGCUGCUGUUUGUCUCGACCAUCGUGAGCCAAUGGUUCAUCGCUAACGGGCGUACGGCAGACCUCUGGCAGAACUGCAGCACUCUAGGCGUCUCGAGUUCCUUUCAGUGUAUACCAUCCUCCACGAACGAGUGGCUGCAGUCCGUCCAGGCGAUGAUGAUCCUCUCCAUUAUCUUCAGCGUGCUGUCUCUGUUCCUGUUCUUCUGCCAGCUCUUCACUCUCACCAAGGGGGGCCGGUUUUACCUUACUGGAAUCUUCCAGAUCCUUGCCGGUCUGUGCGUGAUGAGCGGCGCCGCCAUCUUCACCGUGAGGCACACGGACUGGCAGCCCACCACAGGGGACACCGCCUUCGGCUUCGCCUACAUCUUGGCUUGGGUGGCCUUCCCCCUGGCUGUCACCAGCGGGGUGAUCUACGUCAUCUUGCGGAAGCGCGAAUAACGAAGCUUGAGGCGAGGGGGCCGAGACACGGGCACUCAUGACGUCCAUGGAGGGGGAUUGAGGCAGGGGAAGAAAAGACGAGAAAAUGGGGGAGGGGGAGAGUUAAGUAACCCCCCACCCUCCAAAUUUAAAAAAAAAAAAAACAACAACAAACCCCACAAGGAACCACGCCAAGGGUUACUGUGUUCAUUGAAGAUGUAUAUAGUAUCUAUGGUUUAAAAAACCUAUUUAUAACACUUUUUACAUAUAUGUACAUAGUAUUGUUUGCUUUUGUUGACCAUCUGCUAUGUUUUAAAGCCUAAAGAAAGUGCCUAAGGAACUCCUAACAGUAUAACAAGAGCGCAGUAUUUUUGUGUCCUUGUUUUUGUUUUGCCCUGAAUGCCAAUGGACGCCUCUUGGAAAACUCCCACCCCAAAGCAACCCGCCAAAGAAUCCCCAAGCCAGACCAGAUCCCCAGCGGGUGUAAAUCAGCGUCGUGCCGGUGACCUGAGGGAGAAUCGUGCCCACUUACCCCAGCUGAAGGUCUGGCCCCCGCCACACAUGCGGUGAUCCUGUAUGUGCAUGUAUCACUACCGGGCCCCAGACAUUUAGGAGCACAGGGCCAAAUUCUCAAAACCACCUAGGUGAUGUAGGAACCGAAGUCUUCCUAACUUGCCAACCACACCCAGUUGGGAACCUGAGCUUCUAACUCACUUAGGUGCUUUUAAAAUAUGUAGCUACCAGUUCCACUGGAAUUUUACUGUAACGUGCGUACCUUAAUUUUGGAAGUUUCCCCUUAGAAUGCUGAUACAUCCUGGUGUUAGAUCUUGUGUAUAACGCUCUCAUGUCCCAUCCCACACACCCAAACCACCCAAGCACUGUAGCCUAUGACCUUGAAAUGUAUUUUUCCUUCCUUGCCGUGUAGAUAAAGAUGGGGAAAAAUCAAAACCAAUAUAUAGCUAUGAAAUAAAAUACCAAAUAUGUGAAAUGGUGCUAUCUAUUUGCCAUUCCUUAUCACUAGCCAUUUAACAUUACUCACUGGAAAUUCAGUUAACAAUUUUAUGAGGUAAACAACGAAGGUAGAAACGAGAAAUAAUUGUGUAAUAUAAGUGGUCUAUAACGGCUUUUGUACUUAGACAAGUUGCUCUUAGUAUUAUUGUUAAUAAUGUGUUUAUAACCAAUCCCCCCCACCCCCUUCUUGGUCAGGAGUAGGAGAAACCAAAUCUCUGGAUGGAAACCCAGAGUCCAGCUUCUGUAACCCUCUUUCUGUGCUUCAGAGGUGUGUCUGGCAAUGAAUUUUAUGGGCAUCUGACUGUAGAUUCGCAUAUGGUGCCUUCUGAUGCUAAGACUCCAGACCGUAGGAUGUUUGUUGUUUUUUGCUUUGCUUUUUCUGAUUUUAUACCGACUGUGUGGACUAAGCAGCAAUGAAAUAAAAGUCAGAAUAACUCAA